Lineus longissimus is the source of this 15991-nucleotide messenger RNA. RefSeq names its product proto-oncogene tyrosine-protein kinase ROS-like. Gene Ontology annotation, cellular component: plasma membrane; signaling receptor complex. Gene Ontology annotation, biological process: regulation of TOR signaling; multicellular organism development; cell surface receptor protein tyrosine kinase signaling pathway. Bases 37 to 8253 code for a protein of 2738 amino acids. NCBI's taxonomy places the organism in Eukaryota, Metazoa, Nemertea, Pilidiophora, Heteronemertea, Lineidae. The record is from RefSeq and is a predicted model, not a curated record. Gene Ontology annotation, molecular function: ATP binding; protein binding; transmembrane receptor protein tyrosine kinase activity. The transcript is spliced from 38 exons.
UCUGAAACAAGCAUGGCGCGAUGAUCAUUAGCGAAAAUGUUGGAAAGGGCGAAAUAUUACUUAUUCUUUGUGAUUUUACUCUAUAAAUUGGACUUCUCAUUUCCCCAAGAUGUUGACAAGAUAUGCCGAGAAAGAUGCGGGAACAUUUUGAAUGACAUAACGGGUCUUAACGAUCUGAGGUGUAAUGCCUCAUGUCGGUUGAGUCAGUGUCAGAGUGGCUGUGCCAUUUGGAAGGACGCAGUCAGAGCGUCAUGUCAAGAUAUGUGUAACAAUACUGCAUUUGCUUACAACAAGGAUCAGUACUGUGUUACUGGAUGCAAUGCCGCCUUAGAUAUUUAUGCUGGUAACAUGGAAGCUGCCCUAGGGAAGCUUCGGCCACCGGUUUUAGUGCCGUAUUCUUUGACGAACUCAUCCCUUCAACUUAGAUGGGAUGGUGAAAAAAUCAAGAAUAUCACGUACGUUUUGCAAUGGAAGUUUGCAAAUAUCAACCCGAGUGAUUGGAGGGUGCAGUACAAGCAGUUUGUGCCACCAACAUCAAUGGUAACAGACCUUAAACCAUUUACUACUUACAAGUUCCGUAUUGUAGCUGUGAUCACCACCAAACAUCUGAUCGAGUCCCCUCCAAGCAAUCCUAUACAGACUCUUCCUAGUGGACCACCAACCAGUGCCCCGGUCCUGGUCGGCCUAUCCAGCCCGUCAGCGACUGUUGUCCACAUUUCAUGGCAGCCUCCGAUGUUCACCAAUGGACCACUUACCGGAUUCCGUCUCUGUCUACAACCACUGAACAACACUUCCCGCCGCGAAAUCUUGAAGGAAGUCUCCAGUAAGCUGUCCUCGUAUACGUUCAGUUCGCUGCAGCCGGACACCUACUAUAAGGUGUCCCUGUCAGCUUGGAAUACUGCGGGACUCGGACCGUCUGCGUGGGGAGAGAUUGCGACACCCGCUGCGUUUGGGGGCCCGAGCGCAGUACCGUACAUGAUCUAUGGAGCCGACAAUAUGAUUCUCAAACAGGAUAUUACAGACUUUCUCAAAGAUCGCCAGGCAGUCUACACCGGGGAACAAUCCAUCAGAGUACUAGCGGACGUCAUCUAUCAGGAUUCCUGGUUCUACCUGAAACUCCGAGGCGUCACAGUUCACACAGCUCGUAAACUCGUCUUCUUCUCCGAUGGCACUGGGAAGGUCCACCGGAUCAAACUCAACAGGAAUAACUCCCACGAUGUCAUCUACAAGAGUUUCUUGCACCCUAGCGCCCUCAGUGUUGAUUGGCUGAAUGAUAAACUCUACAUUGUCGAGGACAAUAAGAUUCUGCAGUGCACACUUGAUGGUGUAUCCUGUUUCCCAGUUCUCACCAAUCUCUACCCGACACCAGAUGAUGUCAAGGCAGAUCCUUACAAUGGGUAUCUGUACUGGACCCAGUUUGGUCAGGGCUUGUUCCGCAUGGAUCUCAAUGAUAUUGGCAAGAAGGGGUCAAGGCCAUCUCAAUAUCGCAUCAUCCGACAAGACAUGCUGUACACAUUGUUCAUCGACCACCAAAAUUACCGACUCUACUUCCCGAACUCUACUAUGAACACAAUCAUGUCCUCGUCACUCGAUGGGACAGACUUGACAGAUAUCCGACCGAAUAUGCAGCGUCCAUAUUUCCUCCUAGUAAAGAGUUUACUGUACUUUGACAAGCUUUUUUAUUGGACGAAUGGGGAGUAUUUCAGCAAGGAGGAGUUCGAUCCACGCAAUGACGUCUACCAUCAUAAUAAGAUGUUCUUCUUGGAGAGGCACUUCCUUGGCUUAAAUUUGUUCCAUCCGUCUGCCCAGCCGAAACCGGUCCCGACCAACCCGCCCAUGAAGGUGCAGGCCCUGUUUACAGACAAGUCGGCCCAGGUCAGCUGGAAGAAACCAGAAUUGCUGAAAGAAAAAGGACGUGGCGCUUGGCAGCAGUGGCUGUACCAAAUUAGGAUCCGUGAUGAACGAAAUGUUACCAGAAUAGUUGACGCCAUCAGCGACCUUGAACACAAGGUAUACCAUCUCCGACCAAACGUCACCUACACAAUACAAGUGCGCGGUUACUCAAACGGUGAACACGGCCCCUGGUCAACAGAGUUUGUCGGGAGGACCUUGUUGACGGAGUCUGUGAAGCCGUACAUUCUUGCUGCGAGUGAAAAUAAUUUGAUCCAGACAGACGUGGAUGGAGGGAAUGAGAUUCCAAUUAUUACUAUCAAGAAUGAUAAUCAGGCUAAAGUAACUGACAUCCACGUGUACCGAGACACGUACAUCUUCAGUAUGGAUAACGGCAAGGUAUACAAGUUCUACAGCAACGAGACAGUACCGCAGGAAAUCACCCACAUCCACGAUGCGACAGCUGUUGUACUGGAUUGGCUUGCAGAGAAAAUUUACUGGUCAAACGUCAAACAGAGCAUGAUCUUCAGAUCUGACUUACAUGGCAAUUCCAUUGAGACUGUGUACCAGGCACCGGCACGUGACAUGGUCAUUGAUUCCCUGUCAGGGUACCUCUACUGGACCACGACCCACAGCCUCGAGUGCGCCAUCUUGAACGGAGCAAAUCACUAUGACUACCAAACCUUACCCUUCCUGUCAGAACAGUUUGUCCUUGGACUAGCGCUUGACCGACUCCAUGGGAAUAUCUAUUGGAUUAAGAAGGGCUAUGACGGAGGGAUACUAUUUACGGCACCGGUGGCGACUGAUGACAUGGGCACACAUCAGCCAAGGAUCAGGGAAAUUGGACAGCUAGGACCUGUAUCGAGGAUGCCCCUUCUGCAGUACUUCAGCGAUCGACUGUUCUUGAUGACGGAGGGGGACCAGGCUGUUAUAAGUGAUGUCAAUGGCACCAACCUGGCCAGAAUGGACAUCGCAAAUCGCCAUCCACUCAGGACACUGUCAGUUGUUCACCCGUCUCUUCAGCCAUAUCCAGUGGGUCUGGACCGUGAUCUCAUCAGGGUCAUCCCCAAUGACAUCUUGGCUGACGCCAUCAACGUUGUUGGUAACUGGUCAAAUUUCAACAUCACUUGGCCUGGUGAGACGAGGGUCAAUCACGGCCGUGUUUACUACCAAGUGUUGCUCAUAUAUCUGGGAAAGGAACAAGUAAACGUCACUGACAACCCAUUCUACAACCUAAGGGACCUUAAACCCUUUAUACCAAUCGAGGUACAUCUCCGGGCGUUCACAUGCUGGGGCUCAUCCAAGACAGUCAGGACUCACAUACGGUCUCCGAUGUCUGUUCCCAGUGUGCCAUCACAUCCUCGGGUUUACGUCACCCACAACCACCGCCUGAUGAGCUCGGACAUCAGCAUCGACCUGGAGUUCCGUUGGAGCCGCCCCAUGCACGUCAACGGCAUUCUGAUCGCUUACAACUUGUACUACCACAACAGCAAGGGCGAGAAAAAGAGUCGCAUCCUCACGUCGCAGAAUACAGACUUCUCAUUGGAUAACUGUGAUGUUAAUGUCAAGUACUACUUCACAGUUGAGGCGUGUACAAAGGUGGGCUGCGGAGACAGGACAGAGGUGGUGUCUGCGAAUACCAGUGUUGACAACCCAAUCCCAAGGCUUCUUGUUGCACAGAACUUGACCUUGAUGAAGUUAGACGUUGAUGAGAAGGUCAUGACACUCCUGAUCAGAGGUCGUCCGCUGACCUUGGCCUACCUCGCCCUUGAUAACAUCCUAUUCUGGAUCGAUGUGGAGGACAGGAUGAUGAGUUACAAUGGGGUGCAGAGGAAUGAGAUGUUCAAGUUACAAGGAAACGGUAGAAGCCUUGCAAUUGACUGGAUAGCGAGGUCUUUGUAUUGGCUAGAAGACCAAGAAAACAACACUGUCAUAAUGUCGUACAGCAUCGAGAGGGGCGCGGGAAAUGGCACACUCGUUUUGGAGAGCGAGGGCAUCAUCAGGACACUACAUGUUGAUCCUUAUCACAGUGCUCUCUACUGGACCGAGACCACGAUUGAGAAUGAGACCCAUCUCUAUACCAGUCUCCUAAAUGGAUCCGACGUCCAGGCCGUCUUUCCAUCAACACGGCGGGCUAAACGGGCUGUCGAGGAGGAAUACCAAGCCGGCUGUAACUGCGGUGAUAUGAGCAUGUCGCCAGCAUUUGUCCUCGAUCACAUGAACGGCACUGAUGUUGUCAUAUACGGUGUCAAUCUGGACCAGAAUACGAUUUUCAUGACCGAUUCAGCAAGUUGUGUGUGCAAGCAGCUGUACAAAGGAUGGGCUGGAUACCAACACGGUCUUCCACCAGAUUCCUUGACCGUCGAUUCCAAGCGCCUUUACUGGGUAAACAAAGCCUCGGGACUCAUCAACAGUAUUGACAAGAAGACAGGGCUCAACUUUGUGUCGGAGAGGAUCCAGGAUAUACAAGCUAUCUUAGCGUUUGGUCCACACCUUCAGCGUCUUCCAGAUAUCAAGUGUCUCCUUCCCGGAAAUCAGACAGAUCUGCCGGUGUUCCUAGGCAGCACUAACACCACAGUGACCCUCGACCUCGAGCCGCCACGAUGGGUCCCUCGAUGUAACGGCAUCAGUAAACCACCGCUACGCUACAGGGUACACUACCGCCGCCUAGAGGAUAAUGAGACAGUCAACAGAUGUGCUGUGAUCAGCGUAGGAUGUAGUGUCCAAGAAUCGUACGAACGGAGAGUUACCAUCAAUGGUCUUGAGCCUUACUCAAACUACGUUUUCCAAGUCUCCAAUACGAAUUUCUACAGCAUGAGAGAGCCACCUGUAUUUGGACCGCCGUAUGAAUGUCGCACCAAGGAAGGGAUUCCCUCAAAACCACUUGAUGUGAAAGCUGUCGCCCUACGGCCAGAUCGCAUCAAGAUUAGUUGGGAAACACCCGAAAAGCUCCAUGGUAAUGAGUCGGACAUAUUCUAUGUCAUCCGCUGGUUGACGGAGAAUAGUGAUGGAACAACAUCUCAGGGGGAGGAGGUCUAUCAAACGCGCAGUUGGUCAAGCCAUCCGAUCUUAUCCAAGCUCCACAAGAACCAAGCGGGGAAUAAGUAUUACAAGAAAAACCUAGAAGCUGGUCAGAACUACACAUUUUGGGUGAUUGUGCGUAACAAGCAGAUGGAUGAGUCCUUGUACAGCAUCAGCGACAUGGCACAGAACCGGACCUUCACGUUCCCACAACCCGUCACACUGAUCUCGUGCGGCCGCAGGAACCUCACUCUCAGCUGGGAGCCACCAGUUGACCAUAGCAUCAUGAGACAUUUCCUGGAGUAUAAAGCAGUGGCGGAGGAUGAUGAUUUUGGCAUGUCCUUGUCCUGGGGUCGUCAUACCCCCCAGCCAACACGCUACGAUAAACCAUACGUGAUAACUCUGACAAACCUGCUACCAAAUAUGUACUAUGCUACUAGGAUAGUAGCUAGCUACAGGACUACCCCAAGGGAUUACCUACUGUCCAUGUUCCGAUGGCCUUUAGACUACAGAUACAAAUUUAAAACAUUGGCUGAUGCUCCGGAAGCACCCAUUGUGCCAAAUGUGCGUCGUCUUGGCGAUGGUCUCUAUGAAGUAUUAUGGGAUGUUACCAUCAAUAAUGGAGCAGAAGUCGACAACUAUCAGCUGGAGGCAAGGCCUGCUGAGACCAACUCAACCUGGGAAACUGUGUACAAUGGCGUUGAGAGGAAAUGGAAGAUAGAGGAGCUGGAGAUCGGCAUGAACUACUCAUUCAGGGUGGCUGCCCGCAAUGAGCAUGGAUGGAGCUAUUACUCCAAGGAGAGUGAGCCAUUCUUCUUGGAUAGAACUGCCGGUCCAGACAACCUGACCCUGAUCCUUGCUGGCUCCUUCACUGCUCUCCUCAUCUUCAUCAUUACCACGGCUGCCAUCUUGAUUGCCGUGUUACGAUCUCGUCGACAAGAUAAGAAAAUGCCGGUCAACUUCAUCCUGAAGCCUCCAGCGCCCGAUGUUGAGCUGGCCAAUUUGAGGGAACUACCUACGAUAUCAGUUCAACAGGCGAAUACACUUUAUGCCAUUAGCAUCAUUCCAUCCGAGGAGGAGAUUGCCAAAUUGCCGCAUUUCCGACGAGACCAGCUGACCUUGACCCAUUUUCUGGGCAGUGGUGCGUUUGGAGAAGUCUUUGAGGGCCUGGCAACUAAUAUCCUCGCGAUAGAUUCAGGUGAAACAAAAGUGGCUGUCAAGACACUAAGAAAAGGCGCGUCACCUCAAGAGAAGGAGGAAUUCUUAAAGGAAGCUUUACUCAUGAGUAACUUCAAACACAAGCAUAUCUUAAGUUUGCUUGGAGUGUGUUUGGAUAACGAUCCACAGUUUAUCAUCCUGGAGCUCAUGGAGGGCGGGGACUUGUUGUCGUUUCUCCGAGCCUCAAGACCAACAUUGACGACACCAGCACUGCUGAGCCUAACAAACCUGAUAGGCAUUGCUGGAGAUGUAGCAGAAGGCUGUGAAUACUUAGAAGACAUGCACUUUGUGCACAGAGAUUUAGCUGCUAGAAAUUGUCUGGUGGCACACCAAAGUACGGGACAGGGUUUACUUGUAAAAAUUGGAGACUUCGGUUUGGCGAGGGAUAUAUAUAAGAAUGACUAUUAUAGAAAGGAAGGCGAGGGUCUACUACCGGUUAGGUGGAUGUCACCAGAAUCACUGAUGGAUGGUGUCUUCACCACACAGUCAGAUAUGUGGGCUUUUGGUGUUCUUAUCUGGGAAGUGAUGACACUUGGGCAGCAGCCGUACCCGGCUAGGACCAACAUCGAAGUGUUGCACUUUGUCAGGAGUGGUGGCCGAUUGGACAAACCAGAAAACUGCCCCCUCGAGGUGUACAACUUGAUGUUGAAAUGUUGGAGCUAUUCCCCCGAUGACCGACCGACAUUCAGCUAUCUGCGUGAGCAGCUCCAGCAGAUGAAAGAAAGGGCGACAGAGUUUGCCGAGAAUGCACUAAUCGGUAGGAACCAAGAAGGGGGUUUUGAUAACUUGGCCUUUGAUACCAUUGAGGGUAAAAUGGGGAUGCGUUCCCGGCUGGACAAGGAUAAGGACUACCUAUCACCUAACACAAGCAGGAAGUUUGGAGCAGUGCCUCCUGAAGGGAUCAACCUAAGUCCAACCAAGAAGAGGUUGCGGAGCCUCCUUGGUUGUUAUGACGACAGUGUGGUCCCAGAGAGCCCAACGGAACCAUUUGCACCAGCUAUUGACCGAGUAAAGAGGGCAGCAUCGUUUGACAGCAAGGAAUUCAGUGAUAUGUGUAGGUUGCAGCGGUUUGAUGCCCUGGGAUACCUUAAUCCAAAAGAUGUUGAGCAUCCGAAAUAUCUCACGCUGAUUCCUGAUCCAUCACCUACGGAAAUGGACCCACCAAUGCUGUUUGGAGAGAAAAAGCCUCGGCUUCACAUUGCCUUGCCUGAAGAGGGAGGCAGCGAUGGCUUGCAAGAGUUCACAAAUUCAGAGUUUACAAAUUCUGAUAGCACUGAUAUCGUUGAUAAUGACAGAACUCCUAUUACAAGUCGUAAACUGACAAGUUUCAAGCCUGUGCCACUACCGCGGCAAUGUGCGAGAGAAAAAACGCAACCGCUAGUGAACGGUUUGUUGAGAAACAGUGACAGCAGCGAUAGCGGACAUAGUUUACAAUAUGCGCAGAUCGAUGGUGUCGUACAAAAUCCGGCGUUAGAUCGCGAGAGUUCGGUGGAACCAGAAAGCCCUGAGAAACUGAAAGGAAAGGGAAUGAAACGUAAUUAUUCAAAGUUGCCCACCAGUGACAUAGAUUCAGAGAGUGACAGUGAAUCAAGUUUUCAGUCGGGCACUGGGUCAUCUGAGCGAUCGCGGAACAUUGAUGGUCCUGCGUGGCCAACUCAGUCGCUUAAUUACGCACAGUUGGCGCUGUCGACCGAUGAGGAGAGUGACUCUGGUAAAAAUCGGUGUAAAAAUAAUCGACGGGCCAACAAAUCAGAUCGCAGAUCCUCCAAUGGCAGCAGAAGGACGACAAACGGCAACGUACCAAAGCAGACGAAUCAUAAACUCCCAAAUGCAGACGUACGCAGCAAAAUAACCGGUGAUACAGACUUGAGUAAAACUGGAUUAUUCUGGGCGAAUAAUAACUGCCGGUUGCCAGAAGGUGUGGGCAAAUCAAAAAGCCCUCUGUUGGCUUCUUUAUCCAAACGGAAGGGAGAAUACAUAAACAUACCACACGACGAGGAUGAACGGAUAAACGGUGGAUGUGGUGGACAUACGAUCUUGGACGUACCAACUGAUGACAGCACGGAGACAGAGUCGUCAUCUGAUGAACAAGAAGUGCUGUUGGAGGCAACGGAAGUCAUGUGAACAAGAUAAUGACAAUUCGAAAUAUGUGAGAAACACAGUCGAUUAGUAACUGAAACAGCUAUAUUCGAGUACAGUUGACACAAAUAUUUGUUGUGGAAGGGUGUUCCCAACUGAUCUGUCUAAAAUGCAGAUCUGCAUGCAUUUAAAGCAUAGACAUGAAGUUUUCAAUGACACUUAUGGUUCCAGCGGGUUUAGUGAGUCGAUAUGUAACUCCUUGGGACUAAGGAAUGUCUUUCAGUGACCUCAUUCUGUAGGUUGUAACUUUGGGAGAAUAAGGAAAUGAUGCUUGUCAUAACUUGAAUGUGCCAAAGACGAUGUGGUCAUCUUGUGAUUGUGAUAAUUCAAGCUGGAAUCAUUUGGAUGUAACGUACAAUUAUUCAAGGAAAUGCGAGCAUAUCAAUUUGGCGGAGGUUGAAAUCUUGAACAAUGGUGUGCAAUUAUUUUAAUCCUAACUGCUUAAAGAAUUGAUUGACAUUUGCGUUAAUUCAGUAAGUGUGCAAGCUGAAAAUAACCGGACAAUUCUGGAAAAUUUUGCCCCGGAUAAAACUUCUCUUUUCCCUGCAAAGACGUAUUGUAGAACACAGUUCAUGCUUAGCUGAUGGUGUGUGCUAGUGCAUCAACACAAUGACAGAUUGGUCCACUGAUCUUGCGUCUCAUUGUGGUCCUCUGUUGGGCGUGGCAAGGUGUUUGCGAUAAGGGCAUUGCCCUGGAGAUGGCAGCACUAGAGUUUAUUUCAUCCGAGGCUAUUUGAAACAGAAAUUGAAGCUUAUGUCUGGUAGCUUGGGGUGGAGUUAGCUUUAGCUGAAAUUCCGUCUUCUAACUUCGCUGAUCAAAAUGGCAUUGAAAAGCGUUAAAUGACCAAAUUUCAAUAAUUCAUGGAAAGUCCAAUUUUCAAUGAGUGUAUAAGCAUAAGAAGAAAAUUGUUUGUUUUAUAUAUCAUUGGUCACCAUUAGCUGGUUCAGCUAUAUGUAGUUGCAGUCUUUUCUUGUAUACUGUACUAAUAAUAAUGUGAAAUGGUGCGACAUGGAAAUGGGUUGCAUUUAUGUGAAAAUGAUAUCAGAAGCCGUGUUUGAACUUUACUUUCAAACAUGAUCCAUACGCUAAUUCAUGAAAUAAGGUUCUGCACCCAAAACAAGAUUAAAAUGGCCAGAAAAAGCUGUCUGUAUAUCACUUCAAAUGGAUCAUUCUUGUUCAUUGCUUAGUGCAACCUUUUCAUGGAAUGGAGUAAAGUUAUGAAUGGCACUUGAGGAAAAGCAGCUCACAAAGCUACAAAAUCAGACUGGACGUCUGAGUUUUGAUGAAUUUCAACAUUUGCCAAUCUGUUGACUUAUGCACUGCGAUCUGCCUGGGACAUGGAAUCGUGACUAAUUCAGCGAGAUAAGGUAAAGUGGUACAAUUAGUCCAAGUACAAUUACAGCUAGUAGUACAAAUCCGUGCACCCUGAGUCUUUAUGAAACUGUACCUAGGCUAUGAUUGUACCAGCUAACCUUACAGUUGUUUCCACCCAUUUUCAUGCUGAAUCCAUAAAAUGUGCUCUUUUGAGCGAAUGUAGUAUUUCAGUCAUUAAAACUCCAUCAAUUGUCUUUGUUCGGUAUGGUGUAUCUCAAAACAUAUUGUAAACAUUCAACUUGUUGCAAUCGGGUUGUGCUUCGUUAAACCUCUCGUUGUACUCCAAGUAGGCCUACUUGUAUAUGUUAAGGUCUUUUACACAAUGUAUAUUACAGUCAUAUUACCACAUACAAAUACAUGGGCGAUGUAAAAAUAAUUGUUAAGUGUAAAUUAAAUUAAAUCAGUGUCUCUGGUAAAGUCUUUUUAAUAGUAUGCUAGACAACAUUUUUUUCCUUUGAUGGAUUAUGUUUAUGAAGAUGUAUUUUGAUUUUUAUGACAAAUACACUGUUGAUUUAUUAACUCUUGUAGAGUCAAGUUGAGUAGAUCUAGUCUUCAGUAUGUUUUAUUAAUAAUCUAAAGGAUAUUUGGUAUGUGCAUUUCAGUAGAUUUAAAGUUUUGACUUAUAACUUUUUAUUACUCAAUUGGUAUUUUACUAUCGUCUAAACUGAGAUGACGGAUAUCCAUUAAAAGGGAAAAAUGGUUCUCUUAAAGGGGAAAUGUUUUUUUCUCUUCUGGCUGGUAUUAACUGAACGAUGCUGUGUCAGAAUUAUAAAUCUUUGAAAGCCUAAAACUUAAGAGGUUUGUUGAUAUCUGUGUUUUCUGAACAUUCAAGGAACUUUGACCAAAGUCUGUGUUAUAGUGUUUAAAACAAUAAGGUGCUUAAAUGUUUUGUUUGGAGAUAUUGUUCUAAAAUAAUAACAGGUAUUUGUGUGAAGGAAGUAAAGAGAGUUCUGGAUAUGUUGCUGAAGGUGAAUUUCUAAAAUUAAUGUUUUUCCUUGCGUUUUUUUCUUAUGUCAGACCUUUGUUUUUGCAUAGUUUCUACACAGCUGAUUAUUUCUCAAUGCAAAAGUGCUCUAGCCUCACCCUACAUGUAGGUGUAUUUCAGGCUGAUAUUGCCAUCAGUGUCAACCUUUCUGUGGUUUCAAGUGUUAGUGGUCUGUGUCCUUUUGAUAUAAAACCUUAUAAAGUACAGUAGAACCUCUCUGUUAUGGACAUCCUUAUGACUGAAAAACAUUGUCCUCAAUAGGAAGGUGUCCUGUGAGACCAAUUUUUGAACGAAGUCACUGUCCCUGAUAGACAGAGUUUGUCCAUUAAGAGAGAUUCCACUUUAUUCUGUUUGACCCCCUUUGGAUUGAAUCAAUUUAAUGGAAGAUUAAGAAAUAUAUAUGUUUUUAUUCAGAUUCAGAAAAACCAAAUCCAACAUAUGACUAACUUUUUAAAACUCGGUGGCCGGCAAUUUUUGGGAAACUCGGUGGCCGGCAAUUUUUAGGAAAUUCUGUCUAAUAAUUGUUUUGCAAUUUUUAUCAACAGAUAGCAGUCCUAAGCGGGUCAAUAGUAAACUCCACCAAUAAUGUAAGUUCCUUAAGUAUACAAGUAGACGAUUUCUAGGAGGUAGCUUUUCAAAAGGCAGCACAUGGAAUCUCAAAGGCGCUAAAAUAUGAUUCUGAAAAUCAAAGUUUUCCUUCAACAAUGCACUGCUGAUAACGAUGUAUAAAGUCAAGCCAUCAUGAACCUCAAACGAAACAUGAAAAUGUGACCUUUUAAUUGCUUUUUGACAACUUUCAUGUUUUGCAACAAUCCCCAACAGGAUAAGCGCUGCCACCAAAAUGAGGCUCACUGCAUUCAUUAUACACUGUAAACAGUUCUAUGUUACCACAGUGUUUGAGAAUCAUAAAUCCUUACUGAACUAUUGAGGUUUUUCUGUCAUUGAUGGUUUGUUAGUCAAGAGUUUAAAGGAGAAAACAUUACACCGGGUAUUCGGAUUUUCAUCAUUUACAAAUACAGAAAUUGACCUUUACAAGAGCUCAUGUAACUUGCUAUGCACAUACAGAAUAUGGGGUUAUAUAUUUACAUAUUUCAAAACAUUUUGACAUCAAUUCUUAGUUAUUUACUUGGUAAGAGGAAUAUAUUGUUUUCUUGCUGGAACGUGUAGGCUUUUCAAAACUAUUGGAGCUAUUGUCGCGAACAAACUAAAAAUAGGAUAGAUUGUUUUGUCAAGAUGUUUCUCAAUCAAGGAGGAGGGUUGCUGUUCAAAUUUGCUUGGGGGAAAUGCGUGGUCUGAGACCGCUCUGUCUGCUAAAGCUUUCACUAUAGUCUUUUAGAAAUGGACAAUGAUGAUCUUUCUCAUUGAAGUUGAAUUGUUAAGUGCCAAUAUUGACAAGUCGGGAAGCAGAUAUUGCAGGAAAUGUUAUGAAAUUAUUUGUUUUCUUUGUUUUUAUCUAUUAUGUGAGUAUACUGCCAUUUAUGUAGAAGUAGCUGUAGUUGGUUGGUUGUUGGUCAGUCAGCUUGUAAGGCAAUGAUAUUACCCAAACAUGUCGAAGUUCCCUUGAGGAAUGAUAUGUGUAUACUUCAAGAGUGGAAUUGGUAGCUUCCAAAUAAAUUGAGCGAGUCGAAAACGUUUGGUUCUCAAUAGUCGAAAACUACUCAGAGUUGAGCAGAUAACAGUGUCUCAGAACCUAUUUCACUUGCAUUUUACAUUGAAGUAUGAAGUUUUGGCAACAUUUCUGGGGGCAACAGUCGAUCCCAGCACUUGGUAUAAACAAUGAAAUGUCACCCAACUUAUAACUUGCUAUUUAAUUCUUAAAUGUUUCUUGAGAAAGCUCCUUUAAAUUACAUGAAAGAGCUAUUCACGGGAGACUCCUUUAAUCAAUUGGGACAAAGUUGGCUGACCAACGGUCAAUGUUGUACAUUACAAGAUUGUAAAAAUUCAAAUCCCAAAUAUGGCAGACGAGAAUAAAUUAAAGGGGAACACACAUGUUGCCAUUGCUCAACUGUGUUAUUUAUACAUAGAUUCAGAAUGCUGCAUUUGUACAUAUGACCAUGUUUCAGUCUGUCGCGCAAGGGCAAACAACACUUGGCGAUCACAAGAUCAGCUAAAAUUUCCUUUCUUAAAAGGAUGGAAAAGUUGAGAAAUUUGUAGCCAGGUGAUCGCAUCUGCCAAUUUGUUUGCCUGUGUGCGGUUGACUUUAGAGUGUUGUGCACUGCACUGUUGUUGAUGUGUUCUCUGCACCUGUUCAUGUGUAUAUUGACUGGGAUACAACCCGAUAUUGCUGACGGAGGACCAACCAAAUGACACCUUGGGGAAAUUUUGAAGAAUUGUGGCAAUUUGAUGGUGGUGUUUUUCCUCGAAGUCAUACCAUCUUUAGGAAAUGUAAUGAAAAGUCCCCAUUAGGAGACAGACAUUGAUAGAAAAGUUUCAAAUUGUCAAUGACGAUAAAGCUACUCUGUUUUUAAUUGGUGAAUGUGAAGUAUUUGGGGUAAUUUAGGAUGCAUUCAGUGGUGAAUUAUUUUGAAAAUGUAUAACAUAUUUUGCUAGACUAUGAGGUAUGGAAAAUUGCACAUUUGUGCAACUGUUCUUCAAAAGUUCUUUCAUGUGUAUGAGUUGGUUCUCUUUUAAAUUGAUUGUGCUACAUGAUGUGUCACAAAGCCUGAUGAUACUACAUUUCAACAGUUUGCCUAACUAUGUGACAUUCUUACAAUUGGUAAUUGCCUUUCUAUGCAAGGAUCUCAAAAAGGUCAUCGAGUCAAUUGAUUUUGAUUCUUGGCUCUGAAAAUGAGAUGAGAUAGUUCAUCAGGCUUUGAUCAUCAGAUGAUUUAAUUAAGGCUAAUACUAUACUUCUGCUGAAUUGUCCAUGUUGUGGCCAGUACUGUAUUAAACUUGUACAGAAGUAUACACUUAGCCUUAUUCUUUUGACUUAUCAUUAGAAGGAUGGGGUGAAUUUUUUCUAGAUAAUGUAAAAGAUGAAUUAAGUACUUCGCAGUCCACUUUAGGCACAGAUCCAAGGGUGGCAAAGCAGCCCCCCUUAAUUUCAGAAAAAUCUUUUAAAUUGACCAUGAAAUUUUGGCAUUGAAUUGUCAGGGUUUGUGGUGAUUAUCUUUUACAUAUUUGCUAAAAAUUUGCCCCAUUAUUUCUAAGAGUUGUAUAUUUUACCGGAAGUCAAGUAUUGCAUUUAACUACAAGUACACUUAUAAUGUGAAAGUAUUCCAUGCCUAAGAGAACUAAGUACUCUGUUCAUUGCCUGUAUUGAAUGUACAGUAAUCAUGGUUCUAUUAGCCAUGGAAAACUAGAUUCGUUUAAGCCAUUUAAUAUAUUGUGAUUCCUUUUGUGUCAUUAUUUCAUCAUCAGCAUCAGCAUUAUGGUCAUAGUUAUUUGUUUGCAUAAAACAUGUAAAACAAGCUACCUGCCACUUGGGGGUGACUUUGCCACUGUUUAAAAUUCUGGCAAAGGACAGAUAUGGGCAGUUGCAACAAAUAGCUUCUAUUCUGUCUGUGAAAUACUUCCGGCAAUAUCCCAUCUUUCUCUUUUGGCAGUUAUCAGAUGGAAGCUUAUAUCCAAGAAUAACCCUCAUCAAAAGGUCAACAAUGAAUAAAGUAUUGAUAAGAUUUUGCAUGUUACCCUGGACUAAAUGUUUUAUUCCUCUAUCUGUAUUCUUCUGAAAAAAUGUGAAAUGUUGCACAACUAUUGAUGUCAAAGAAAAAACAAUAACUUAAAUCACAUUUACAUGAGGAUUAUUUCAUACCAAGUAUUAACAACUUUAAGUUUCUACUUAAUAGACACCCAUCCCCUCUCACUUCAUUUUCAAUUUUUUCUCACCGCAUUCAAUUUGAACCCAAACUAGGAAUAGAAUGAAUAUUGCAAGAUGCAGGGUGCUGAACUGCAAUGCCAAUGUCUUAGCCCAGGUGUGAUGAGCUUCGAUGCCACUUUAGCCAAGGUGUGAUGAGCUUUAAUGCCACUUUAGCCCAGGUGUGCUGAGCUUUAAUGCCACCUCAGCCCAGGUGUGCUGAGCUUUGAUGGCACUUCAGCCAGGUCUACUGAGCUGUGACGCCAAUUUAGAUACGUAAGCUUCAUAGAGUUUGUUCAAAUUGGUAUCAUCUCUCAGCAGACCUGGGUUGAAUUGGCAUCAAAGCUCAAGACCUGGGAUUAGUUGGCAUCGCAGCUCAUGUAGCAGACCUGGUUUAAAUUGGUGUCUGAUACCUGAAGACUUGGGCAGGCUUUGCAGUGUGGUCUUGGUUGAGAUGGUAUCCUGUUCAGCAGGCUUGGGUCAAAUUGCUCUAUUCAUAUCAUCAUACUCAAUCACCCAUUUUCAUCCUGUUGGAGUUGUAUCUAUAAAGUAUAGUGCACAUGUAGCGUCUGUACAUUGGGAUGUGUAAGAUGUAUAUGAGUACAUUAAGGAUUAUACUCGGUGUCUGAUGUAUCUUGUAUAUGUGUUAACACUUAGAUGUAAUCUUCAUGAAAUAUUUCAAAGUAACUCUGUCCAGAAAUUCAAUACUCGCCAAGUACUGCGCACAGGUGCGACUAAAAUCAAAAGCGAGUGUGAAAGUGGCAUUUGCAAUUGGUCAUAAGACUCAGUCUAAGCAGAUGUUAUAUCGCUAUCGAUUGCUACCCGAUCUACUGACUAGAUGACAGACGAAAAAAACCUUAAUUGGUUGCCAUUUUGAGCCAAUAUAUUCCAAACAAAAGCACGAUGCUUGGUUAAAAGAAGUUGAAAUGGCAGGCAUUACCAUUGUACUCAAUUUUCUUGUCAUCUGGUGAGUGGAUCAGGUAACAAUGUAAAGUGUCCUGCUAACGAACAAUUUGAAUGCGGCGCUUGAGACUGACUACAAUGGGGUUAUUUGACUUUUUGCACCGUACUUCGCUUCAAAGCAGUAUGUUCAUCUUGUUCCAGUGGUCAGACAGUUUUUCCCAUGCUGUCUUUUAGAAGCCUUUAUCCUUGAAAAUCUUAUGAAAUUCGCUUUUUAAGGUGUUACAUUAUAAGAGAGAAUUCCUUUCUAUUAAUUGCAUUUAAAAUUCAGAUAAAAGUAAUGUACUAAUUAUACCAAAUUCCGUCAAAUCUUUACAAAAUCUUAACAUACUUGAUACUUGACCUAGACUUAAAAGAAUUCUCAUUGACUGAGUUAUAACUUAAAAUUAAACCUGAAUUACUGCCCCUCUCAUCUCUGUACUGUUCUUAACUAAGCCUUUCUUGUACAUACUAUUUUGUACAAUAUUUGAGUGUCAUUUUUAAAGUUAAUUUAACGUCACAGACUGUACAUUUUAUGCACUAUAAUAUUAGAAAUCCACUGUAUAGUUUUGUAUAAUGGGUUAAGGCCCUCAUGGUGGCUAUGUAUACAAUAAAACACUAUUGAAAUA